Cucurbita maxima (winter squash) is the source of this 2038-nucleotide messenger RNA. Its product is annotated as 3-hydroxy-3-methylglutaryl-coenzyme A reductase 1-like. Gene Ontology annotation, molecular function: hydroxymethylglutaryl-CoA reductase (NADPH) activity; protein binding. The transcript is spliced from 3 exons. The record is from RefSeq and is a predicted model, not a curated record. Gene Ontology annotation, cellular component: peroxisomal membrane; endoplasmic reticulum membrane. Bases 162 to 1910 code for a protein of 582 amino acids. Gene Ontology annotation, biological process: isoprenoid biosynthetic process; coenzyme A metabolic process; sterol biosynthetic process. Lineage: Eukaryota; Viridiplantae; Streptophyta; Magnoliopsida; Cucurbitales; Cucurbitaceae.
ACUGGUUUUUUCUUUUUCGUGAUCCAGUAUCGCCGCCAGUCACCGCUGCAUCUAUAUCUAUUUCGCCUCCUUUUUUUCUCUCACGAACGGCCCAUUUCCUUCUACGGCCACCAUCGUCCGAUCCGGCGCCGGCGUUUUGGGCCUUCAACUUCAGUAUCAUUAUGGACGCCCGCUGCCGAUCGACGAAGUCGACGACUACCAAGGUGAAGGCGACGACCAACACCGUCAACGAAGAUUCCACGAAGUCUUCCGACGCUCAGGCCCUCCCUCUAUACUUCACCAAUGCCGUCUUCUUCACGCUCUUCUUCUCCGUCGUGUAUUAUCUACUCGGCCAGUGGCGGAUGAAGAUCCGGAACUCUGUUCCUCUGCAUUUUGUUACUCCAUUGGAGAUCGUUGCUCUUGUCGCCUUAGUAGCCUCGCUCGUGUACCUUAUUGGAUUCUUCGGGAUCGAUUUUGUUCAGUCUCUGUUUCUCCGUCCGACGGCGGAAGGGUGGACGUCGGAGGACGACGAUGAGCGUUCCAUUGUUAAAGAUGAUUCGGGGAAAGUGCCGUGUGGUGCAGUGCUUGAUUGUGCUGUUUCUCCUCAAGUUCCACCUACAGUUCUGUCUGUACCAAAAUCGGUUGAUCCGCUGCCAGUUCCGAUCAAACUGAACGAAGAAGAUGAGGAAAUCGUAAAAUCCGUGGUGGUUGGGACUACUCCGUCGUACUCUCUUGAAUCGAAGCUCGGAGACUGUGCUAGAGCGGCGGCAAUCCGCCGUGAGGCUCUUCAGAGGAUUACCGGUAAGUUUCUCUCCGGUUUGCCUCUGGACGGCUUCGAUUACGCUUCGAUUUUAGGGCAGUGCUGUGAGAUGCCAGUUGGAUACGUCCAGAUUCCGGUAGGUAUUGCAGGUCCGCUUUUGCUUGAUGAAAAAGAAUUUUCAGUGCCGAUGGCUACAACAGAGGGAUGUUUGGUUGCGAGUACAAAUCGAGGAUGCAAGGCGAUUCACCUAUCAGGAGGAGCCAACAGCGUCUUGUUGAGAGAUGGCAUGACCAGAGCUCCGGUGGUGAGAUUCGCCACCGCGAAGAGAGCCGCUCAACUCAAGAUUUUUCUUGAAGAACCUGAAAAUUUCGAGACUCUGGCUUUGAUCUUCAACAAAUCGAGCCGAUUCGCGAGACUGCAAAACAUCAAAUGCGCCAUUGCCGGUAAAAACCUCUAUACGAGAUUCUCGUGCAGCACUGGCGACGCCAUGGGGAUGAACAUGGUCUCUAAAGGUGUGCAGAACGUUCUGGAUUUCUUGCAGGAGGAUUUCCCUGACAUGGAUGUCAUCGGCAUCUCAGGAAAUUUCUGCUCUGACAAGAAGGCCGCUGCCGUGAACUGGAUUGAAGGAAGGGGAAAAUCGGUGGUUUGCGAGGCGAUAAUUAAAGGCGAUGUGGUGAGGAAGGUGUUGAAAACCAACGUGGAGGCUUUGGUGGAACUUAACAUGCUUAAGAACCUUGCUGGGUCCGCCAUUGCUGGAGCACUGGGUGGAUUUAAUGCUCACGCCAGUAAUAUUGUCACUGCCAUUUACAUAGCCACUGGCCAAGAUCCUGCACAGAACGUGGAGAGUUCUCACUGCAUUACAAUGAUGGAAGCUGUGAAUGAUGGCAGGGAUCUUCACGUGUCCGUUACCAUGCCUUCCAUUGAGGUUGGUACAAUUGGUGGGGGCACACAACUGGCCUCGCAAUCGGCUUGUCUGAAUCUGCUUGGAGUUAAGGGCGCCAACAGAGAAGCGCCAGGCUCAAACGCAAGGCUAUUGGCCACCAUUGUAGCUGGCUCUGUUCUUGCUGGAGAGCUCUCUCUCAUGUCUGCCCUUGCAGCUGGACAGCUCGUCAAAAGCCACUUGAAAUACAACAGAUCAAGCAGAGACAUCCCCAGUGUUUCAUCCUCCUAGUCUCUCUUCACACUCCACAACCACCACCGCCAAACCCGCCGGUGCUACGCCGUCCACGGCGGAGGUAUGAAUAACGUAUAAAAACUAAAAAAUAAAAACAAUGGUUUCUUGAAUUUUCUGUUUCAAUU